Messenger RNA from Armigeres subalbatus, 2048 nucleotides. Its product is annotated as protein MEMO1. NCBI's taxonomy places the organism in Eukaryota, Metazoa, Arthropoda, Insecta, Diptera, Culicidae. The transcript is spliced from 6 exons. Bases 495 to 1376 code for a protein of 293 amino acids. The record is from RefSeq and is a predicted model, not a curated record.
GGUGCACAAAAAAGCAAAGUGGAAGCAAGCCCAGCAGGUUCUCCUCAUCAGACAGGCAGCAUCAGACAGCGAGCAAAGACAAAGGACGGGAAAAAUCAUCACAGCGCUGUUUGUGCUACAUUUUUGCAUCGUUACUUCGAAAAUAGCAAUUUAAAAGUGUGUUAAUUGUUUGCUUUAGGCACUGAGGCAAGUGUAGAUCUUACGGUUGACCUUUAAAAAGUGACACAAGACGCAAAAUUUUUAAGUGAAAAAUCGUACGGUUCGCUGAAAGGUUUCUCCUCGAAUCGCCACAGCAGAGUGAAAGAGAAGUGAACGAAAGUGGCCCUUCAGCUUCGUCAACCAAAAGUGCGAAAGGGAAAGGUCAACAAAGAUAAUCGCCCUAAGCCAGACGUCAACAAGAGAAAAGUUUUGUUUUACUGGUUCCGCGAAUAAACCAGAAAGGAGAAUCGUUUUAGGAAGUAUCGAGCAGAAGCAGCUCUAGACGCAAGGACAAGAUGACCUAUCGAGAGGCUUCUCACGCUGGGAGUUGGUACACGGAUUCAGGUACCGAUCUGAAUCGCCAACUCUCUAAAUGGCUGGACGACGCUGAUCUGACGUUCGGACCGGCCCGUGCAAUUAUUGCUCCGCACGCCGGAUAUCGCUACUGCGGAGCAUGCGGGGCAUGGGCCUACCGACAAAUUAGUCCAGCUGUUGUGAAGCGUGUGUUUAUUUUGGGUCCAUCGCAUCACGUCCGGUUGUCCCGGUGUGCCCUUUCGGCUGCCCAGUACUGUCGUACCCCACUGUACGACCUAAAAGUCGACCAGGAGAUCAAUGCCCAGCUGGAGGCUACCGGACACUUCAAGUGGAUGGAUCAGAAAACGGACGAGGAUGAGCACAGCAUUGAGAUGCAUCUUCCCUAUGUGGCCAAAGUGAUGGAAGACUUCCGUGACCAGUUCACCAUCGUGCCAAUCAUGGUCGGCUCGAUCAGCAACGACUGGGAGGAAACGUACGGAAAAAUUCUGGCUCCAUAUCUGGCCGAUCCGCAGAACCUCUUCGUCAUCUCGUCCGAUUUCUGCCACUGGGGUGCGCGUUUCCGGUACACGUACUACGAGGAUGGACACGGUCCGAUCUACAAGUGGAUCGAGGUCCUCGACAAGAUGGGUAUGGAUCUGAUUGAAACGUUGAAGCCGGAAAGCUUCGGCGAAUAUCUGCGGAAGUAUAACAACACCAUCUGCGGCCGGCACCCGAUCGGUGUGCUGCUACAGUCCGUGGAAGAGCUGAAGCGACGUGGCUAUCGGAUGAGCUUCAAAUUUCUCAAGUACGACCAAAGCAAUCAGUGCUGUGAUAAGAAAGACUCCAGCGUCAGCUAUGCCUCCGGGUCGUUGAUUUUCGAGUAGAGGUCUCGUUUGAACAAGAAAAUAUAUAUUGCGUAAGUUAGGAUGCACACCAAUCGGAACAAAUUGCAGUGUAGAACGUGUAAGAGACAUUGCUUACGAGAGUGAGUACAAUUAACUGGUUAGGACAUACCCAGAUUAAGAUAUAACAAUGAGAGAAAUAAGAUCUUGGAAAAUGGGAAAACAUGCAUGUCAAGAGAGUUUUUAAUAUACAAUUUCCGUCAAACGAACUCAUGCAGAAUAAUAUAUAUGAUUAUAUUUACUUAUAUACCGCUAGCGUGUGUAUCAACAGAAUAACAAAUCGUGUUUGUCUCAUCGUUUUUAGUAUAGCAUGUAAGAGAUGUAGAAACUCUUUCCUGAUAUUUGUUUUUAGAAUAACGAAAAUCCUGCGUUCAUUCUGGUGAGAGUUUUAUUGCAUAAUGAUUGAAAUCCGAAUCUGAACGUCGAUCACAACCCAUAGGUUUGCCAAUUAUCGAUAGUCGAUAAAAAGAAGUUUUGUUAGAUAAUGAAUUGCCCGCUUUGGUAGGCAGUAUUAGAGUUUUUUUUUUGCAAUAUUUCAACGGCCAUGAGGUCCAAGUUCGAUACUGUUUAAUAUUAAAAACCCGCCUUUACUCUGUAUUUCGAAUUAGUUGUUGGAGUGAAUACAAAUAUUCAUAAAGAGAAAUCAAUACAAAA